Molecule: messenger RNA, 543 nt
Organism: Knipowitschia caucasica
Lineage: Eukaryota; Metazoa; Chordata; Actinopteri; Gobiiformes; Gobiidae
Source: the annotation of a GenBank genome assembly
AUGGCUUCACCGCAGCUAUGUGAUGGUCCCGAUACCAUCAACAAAUACUGUGAUCCACCGAGCUCCACGGCCCCUCCCGCGGACACCCAGCUCUCUCCCCGCGGCCACAACAUCCACGCAGCCCCGAAGAGACACGACACGACGCGGCAAAGCGAGAGGAAGACCCGGGUGGACGCCGAAAACAAGCGCGCUCCGUGGGGUCUCGUCCGUAAACAAGCCUGGAUCACACGUUUUCCCAUCAACAAGAUUCAGGAUCGUAUCUGCGCCAUGUACGGCUCGUCAGGCCUCCCGGAGCUCAUCCCGCCCUCCGGACCCCCGCGGCAGCCGGGCCCCGGGGGACAGUACAACCCGGGUCACCCACAGGUUGAGGGCCACGCCGGGGGAACCAACCCCCAGCGGCUCGGGCAGAGGGCGCCCAAGCUGGGCCAGAUUGGACGCUCCAAGAAAGUGGAACUCGAAGACGAAGACCUGGACGAUAUCAUGAACAACAACAACAACAACAACAACCACCAGUGUCCCGUGUCUCUCUCGCCCCUCUCCUAA